UGGACUGGGUCGACUCCGCCCCCUUGAAGGAUGCAACCUCUGGAGCUAUUCCAGAAACCUCGCUACGGACGGCUCAUCAUGUCCUGACUGGGCCGUGUCAGACUCUUGAGGCCCUGCGGAUUUGUUGGUUGGGGGCCAACGAUACGUCUGACUUAAAUAGACCGGAUGGCAUCUAGAGAUCGGAGACAGACCACAGGAACUAUUGCUAUCUGACUUUUCAUUACUUCUCCGUCUUUACGGACAGUCACUCUUUUUGUCCAAUUGCAAGACCAGUCACUCUUUAAUUCGUUCCAACCUAGUACCCUCUUUUCUCAUACGGCUGAGACCUUGAAUCUUGCCGGCUCAAAAUGAUUAACCCUCUCCAACAUGGAGUGGCUACCGGCCUUCUGGCUUCCCUUCUCAUCCAACAGGGUUUGUCGCUGGAGUUGGCGGCAUUUAACCCCUCUACAAAAAGCGCAACGCAGGCCAAGGUGGCAGUGGCCGGGAGUGCAGCUGAGUCCAUGGACUAUUCUGACAUCGACCUCCGGACGAGCCACUCCUUCUACUGGGGCGCAUCUAGCGGUUCCGGAUAUACCUUGGGUAAUCUGACGCUCACGGACGAGAGCGUUCUGCCUAUGGAGACUUUCAGCGACCUGCUGCAGACCAUUCAGUGUACCAACUCGAGCAUGCACUUGGUAUUCGCCGACUCUGGCGCAUACUCCUAUGCGAAGGAUUCGUGGAGCUGGGUGAACGAGGCCAGUAACAACACGUUUCUCAUGGUGGCCGGUGUCGAUCAGUGUAGCUGGAAUACGCAGCGUGUUCCUUUCGUUAUUACAUCCGCCAAUUUCCGCGACAACUCUACCGCAGCACUGCUAACCGGCACCGCAGCAACGUGGGAUGAUGUCCUCAGAAAUCACGAGCUUACAAUCGGCAAGGCUCCGAGCGACAUGGAGGUAGCACUCUCGAAGAGAUUGAGUUACAGUGGGACCAAGACGGGUUCGAUCAGCAUUGAAAAAACCAUGUCCGACAAAUCCGUGACAUUGCUCUCGCACGACGACCUCACUCUGAGCGCAGAAUGCAAAUCGUGUGGUACCAGCGGAUCAUUUGAUAUCUCGUUCAAGUACAAAGUGGCGACAAAAAGCAGCGGCUUCUUUGGUUCGAUUGGCAGCACUCUCGAGGGUAAAUGGAAAGUUGACACCGCCGAGCUCACCCUUACGCCUAAUGAUGUCGAGGUGGACAUCACCCCCGCCCUGGAGCUGAGCGGAAACUUGACGAAAUCGUAUUCGAAAGAGUAUGACUUUCCUUCCUUGACGCUUGAAGGAAUCAAGAUUCCAGAUGUCUUUACCCUUGACGUGCAGCUGGUGUUCGGAAUCGGAGCCACUGCUGGACCCGUCAAUGGGGACGCGACUAUUUCCUAUCCGAUGAAGAUCUCAAUUUCCGACGAUGCGGAGGCUGUGUUCCAGAUUGUCGACGAGAAAAUUACCAAGAAGGACUGGACCCCGACCAUUACAACUUCGGGCGUCCAGCUGAGUGCUGAGAUUGAUGCCACUCUUGAGGCCUAUGUCAAAGCCUCCCUCGAGCUGGCCUUCUCGGUUGGCAAAUCCUGGGGAUACGAAGCCGGGCUCUACCUCAAGCCUUUCCUAGGCGCCGACUUCACUGCCGAAGCCUCCACGACCGGUACUUGCUCCGACACGUCCAAGAACUACCACUACGCCAUCGAAGUGGCGCCUUCCGCUGGAAUCGAGCUCGGCGCGGAUGUGGCGAAAAUCAGCGACCAAGGGAACCCGAUUGCAGAUGCGACUCUUGCGUCCCUCACCAAGGCGAUGUCGACCACCUGUAUCGGUUUCGAUAGUAUCACGUCCACCAAGACGACCACCUCUGAGAAGACCACGACCACUGAAAGCAAGUCUAGCGAGACGGACAAGACGACCACCAAGGAGAAGACGUCUAGUGAGACCAAGACGACCACCAAGGCCAAGUCCACCACCAAGGCCAAGACUACCAGCAAGGCUAAGACUACCUCUACCAAGUCUCAUCCUAGCAGUGUUUCUGCAUCUGCAACUGCACACUUUUCCACCCACACGCCCUGCACGACUGCGCAGUCGAGCUCCCACAUGGCUGCUAGCUCGUCGGCUCACUAUAGUGCGCACAACCACGCCCGAGGCUUCAGACACCAUGGCCGGUUCUAAGCCCUGAGUGAUCUGGGGCGAUGGCUAACAAUAGCAACAUUUGUGUUUUGAUUUACUUCUCUUCUUCGGUGUAACUACAUGCGGAGAAACUGUACUAUUUCCACCU
Messenger RNA from Aspergillus ibericus CBS 121593, 2274 nucleotides. RefSeq lists its product as uncharacterized. Bases 348 to 2168 code for a protein of 606 amino acids. The record is from RefSeq and is a predicted model, not a curated record. Lineage: Eukaryota; Fungi; Ascomycota; Eurotiomycetes; Eurotiales; Aspergillaceae. The transcript has 5 exons.